AUGCCGCCGACUCCCCGUGCCGCGGCAAUCCCGCUGUUGCUGCUGCUGCUAGUCACGCUCCUGGCGCCGGCGGAUGAGCGCUCCGCCAGCGGAGGCGGCGGAGUGCGCGGGGCGGUGGCGCAGACGGACUGUCCGCUGGUGGGGCAGGGCAUCGACCCGUACUCGGCGGGGCUGGUCGACAACAAGCCGCCCGUCUACGUCUCCGUGCUCCUCAAGAAGCUCAUCGCCGUUGACGAGGUCCAGUACAGCUACAGCGCCUACUUCUCCAUCGUCACCACCUGGCGCGACCCAAGAGUGAACGACACGGUGGCGAUGAACAAGGUGCUGUCGGCGAUGGGGCCGGCGCUGACGUGGAAGGCUGUGGAGGACUGCAAGCCCAACGUGACGUUCUCGGGGUUCAACAUCAGCCAGAAGGACGCCUGCCUCAAAAACAUCAAGCAGAACAACCUGCCGCAGAUGGAGGGGUGCAACAAGCCGUGCACUCCUGCGGGCAUCACGUGCUGCGACGCCCUCUGGAUCCCCUCGCUCACCAUCCCCAACGUCAUCCUCUACCCGCAAGACCGCUACCAAACUGAGAGCAUUUUCUUCUUUGGGGAUUACAGCACCGACGCCAGUGCCGUUGACCGAGAGUCCAUCGUUGAAGGAACCUUCUCCUCGCCCUUCACCUUCCGGAGAUUCCCCUUUGACUCCCAGAUACUGCGGUUGGUGGUGGCAGUGGAGGGCAGUGGGGAGUUCUACCUGGUGGGGAGCAACUCGGGGCGGCAGUCGGAGCAGGGGGGCGGGCAGAUGGGGGGAGGGGGAGGCACGUACGUGAAUGAUGAGGUCACGGGCUGGAAGAUUGCGAGUGUGGCGCUCGACUGCACUCCCUCUGACACCACUGUCAGCACCUCCGCCUCCUACGCUCCUGGGUGGGUGUGUGGGUGUGUGGGUGUGUGGGUGCACACAUGCAUGAUUCCUGAGAGCACUCUCUGUUCUUCCUCUGCUCUCACACCUCCCUCUGCUGCUCCCACACCUGCCUGCCACUGCUCUCACCUUCCCUCUGCUCCCACCCCUCCCUCUACUCCCACCCCUCCCUCUGUGCUCCCCUCUCCUCUCCCCAUCACCAACUCCCCCCACAUGCGCCUGCCUGCUGCUGCGUGCCCUCGCCCACAGAGGACCCGUGGAACGCCAUACCGGACAACACGGGCAGCGGCAGCAGUGGGGCAGCGAGCAACCAGAGCGCCACGUGCAUCUUCACCAUCCACAUCCAACGCACCAGCGGCGUCUAUGUCAUCGCCGUACGCUCCCACCCCUGCCUCCUCUCUCUCUCUCGCACUCGCUGCCGUUCUGGUCUUCCUACGCUCUGCUUCUCUCCUCCACACCACACAUCAUCGCAUCCUGCCUUCUCUGCCUUCGUCUUUGGAGGUCUGUGCUGCUGCCAGUCAUACUGAGCGUCUAUCUCACAUUCACGGCCUUCAUAGCCAAGCCAGAGGAUCUCGAGAUUCGAUUGGGGCGUGCCUCACGCUCUUCCUCGCCCUCGUCGCCAUUCAGUUCGUCAUUGACAGCCAGUUGCCGCGCACGUCAGCGAUAACCAACUUUGGGUAUCUGAUGAUCACCUCCUACAUUGUCAUCUGGCUGUGCACCAUGGAGACCCUCGUUGCCUUCUGCAUCGCCGAGCGCAUCGAGAAGAACGUGCAGGAGCUCGUCUCCGACUCGCUGCCGCCCGCCCUCUCCUUCAAGCGCCGCUCGCCUGCCGACAAGGCAGCGGGCGAGAAGCUGAUGGGCUCCGGUCGACACGUGGAUGGUGUUGACAGCAACGACCCUGAAGCCAUUGCUGAAGCUGCAGUGGAGAGGAGGGCUGCUGCGGCUGAGGAGAAGCAGAAGAAGAACGUCCCGGGCCUGCUGGUAUGUCCCAAUAGGCUGCUGCAUUGA
Messenger RNA from Closterium sp. Naga37s-1, 1911 nucleotides. The record is from the annotation of a GenBank genome assembly. Lineage: Eukaryota; Viridiplantae; Streptophyta; Zygnematophyceae; Desmidiales; Closteriaceae.